This is a messenger RNA of Chrysoperla carnea, 259 nucleotides long. RefSeq names its product glutathione synthetase-like. The coding region runs from base 50 to 229 and encodes 59 amino acids. Gene Ontology annotation, molecular function: glutathione synthase activity; ATP binding. Gene Ontology annotation, biological process: glutathione biosynthetic process. Lineage: Eukaryota; Metazoa; Arthropoda; Insecta; Neuroptera; Chrysopidae. The transcript has 2 exons. The record is from RefSeq and is a predicted model, not a curated record.
UAGAAUAUUUUCACCAGUUGUUCAAGGUUUCUUGAUUCAAUCAGAAAGGAUGGGAAUUGUAGAUUUAACAUCUGAACUAGGCAUAUAUGGUGUGAUCAUCGGAAAUUCAAGUGAGAUUUUGUAUAACAAACAAUCUGGUUAUAUGCUACGAAGUAAAUUUGCGGAAGCUAAUGGAAUUGGAGUUAUUAGAAUAAAAAAUGGAGGUAUUGACACUCCUUAUUUGAAUUAGAGUAUAUAGUCAUUAAGGUAGCAAGCAGUA